AUGGGGGACAUAACAUGGAGAGAGAUCAUAGCAUGUGGCGCUUCACUAACAGCUGUUGUAUUCUCGCUUAAGUUGUUGUAUUCGUCAAGUGAAACACUGACAGAGCUAUCACCUCCGGAGAUUGGAGUGGAGGGCCUCAUCGGCAAUACCCCAAUGAUGAAGGUGAAAUCCUUGUCAAAGAUCACUGGCAAUAACGUGUAUGCCAAGUUGGAAUUCAUGAACCCAGGUGGCUCUGCGAAGGACCGUGUUGCACUUGCAAUCAUCAGAGAUGAAGAAAGAAAGGGUCAUUUGAAGCCAGGUGAUGUGAUAUUUGAGGGAACAUCCGGGUCAACAGGUAUCAGUAUAGCCACUGUCGCCAACUCACUUGGGUAUAAGACUGAGAUUCAUUUACCAGAUGACACAUCACCGGAUAAACUGGCACUCUUUGACACUUUAGGUGCUGGACUCGUUAAAGUGAAGCCAGCUUCGAUAGUGGAUCCUGACCAGUACGUCAACUCUGCCAAAAAGGCUGCAGACAAGUUGAACAGUUCAGACUCCGAAAAGAAUGGUGUUUUUGCAGAUCAGUUCGAAAACGACUCCAACUGGAGAGUGCAUUUCAACACCACCGGCCCUGAAAUCUAUAGACAACUACAAGGUAAGGUUGACUAUUUCAUUGCUGGUUGCGGUACAGGUGGUACCAUUGCCGGUGUUUCGAAGUAUCUCAAGUCAAAAUUAUCUAAUGUGACAACGAUAUUGGCAGAUCCACAGGGAAGUGGAUUCUUCAAUAGAGUCAAAUACGGUGUCAUGUAUACAAAUGAGGAGAAAGAAGGAACGAGAAGAAGACACCAAGUUGACACUUUGGUUGAGGGAAUUGGGCUCAAUAGAAUAACUCACAACUUCAGCAUUGGUGAGGACUAUAUAGACGACUCCAUAAAAGUCACAGAUGAACAGGCAUUGCAGAUGGCCAAGUUUCUGAGUGUUAACGAUGGUUUAUUCAUCGGAUCUUCGACGGCGAUCAACGCAGUUGCUGUGGUGAAGUUAUGUAAAGAAACAGGGAUAAAGAACAAAAAUAUAGUCAUUGUCGCCUGUGAUUCUGGUACAAGACAUCUACAAAAAUUCUGGAAAUAUGCUGUUGAAGUACCUAACGAGAUAACUGUUGAUGACAUCGUGUCGUGA
This is a messenger RNA of Williopsis jadinii, 1155 nucleotides long. RefSeq names its product putative cysteine synthase (gene MCY1). Bases 1 to 1155 code for a protein of 384 amino acids. NCBI's taxonomy places the organism in Eukaryota, Fungi, Ascomycota, Saccharomycetes, Phaffomycetales, Wickerhamomycetaceae. Gene Ontology annotation, cellular component: cytoplasm. The record is from RefSeq and is a predicted model, not a curated record. The transcript has a single exon. Gene Ontology annotation, molecular function: cysteine synthase activity.